Messenger RNA from Exaiptasia diaphana, 592 nucleotides. RefSeq lists its product as uncharacterized. The record is from RefSeq and is a predicted model, not a curated record. The transcript is spliced from 6 exons. NCBI's taxonomy places the organism in Eukaryota, Metazoa, Cnidaria, Anthozoa, Actiniaria, Aiptasiidae. Bases 26 to 592 code for a protein of 188 amino acids.
CCGUGUGUUGCGCGUACCGGAUUCUAUGAAGAGGUCUUCAGCUCUGAUUUACAGAAUGCCUUCACCUUCGACAAAUCUACUGACCUCUCCGCGGUCAGAGAAGAAGAACUACGACAACAAAGACUUUAACCACGAGGACGAURAAGAGAUAUUUGACGAACCAAUGAAAAUUGGUAUCGCAGUUGGCGUGUUUGCUAUAGCAGUAAUAAUAAUUAUYGUGAUUGUGGUUUGGAUUGAAAUAAAAAAGAAAAGAAAUCGAGUUCAAGAAAGUCAUAUCACGAUAACGCCAGAUGAAGAUUAUUAUGAGCAACCUGUUGAUAACCAUCUUAAGUAUACUGGUCAGCAGCAGCCCGGACAGGAGUAUGCGUAUGCCGUCUCUGACGUACAUUCGUCACUUACUCGAGAAGAGAAAGCCGAAGGCUCUAAGGRAAGUGAUGCACUAAGCCACAAGAAAGAUUUAGCUAUUGAAAAGGGAUAUCUAAAUCCAAAGAAAGAAAUGACUCCAAAAGCUAUCGACAUCUUGCCCUCUACCAAAAUGGCGGUGCGCCAUAGCGUUUUCGUUGGGAUUGAAUGUUUCUGGUUAAUUGACUGA